AUGAAGGACCUCCUAAUGGUCGACGCCGUGGACGAGGCCCACGUCGUCAACGAACUCGUGACGCGGUACCGUCAGGGCUACGUCUACACGUUCCUGGGCCCCGUGCUCAUCGCUCUGAACCCGUACAAGACGCUGUUGCAGCCGAACGGGGACUCGAUCUACGACCGCAACAUGAUCGACCAGUUCCAGGGCAAAGAGCUCCAUCUGUGCGACCCGCACCCUUUCGCGCUGGCGGAAAACGCCUACACGAGUCUCAUGCGCUUCGGCUUGGACCAGAGUCUCCUCAUCACGGGCGAGUCCGGGAGCGGCAAGACUGAGACGUCCAAGCACGUGAUGCGGUACUUGACGACCAUCAGCACGCGGUUCCGAGCCAAGAGCGCUGUUGUGGCCAGUCGUCGCAUGUCGAUGGCGCAGCGCAAAGAAGCGGACGAGAUGACGAGCCACGUGACGGACGUGCUCUGGGGCAGUAACCCCGUGCUCGAGGCCUUUGGCAACGCGCAGACGAUCCGGAACAACAACAGCAGUCGCUUUGGCAAGUACAUUGUGCUCCAGAUGAACCGCGUGGGACAAGUCAUUGGUGGCUACAUUGACAAUUACUUGCUCGAGCGGAGUCGCGUGAUCCGUCAAGCAGCUGGCGAGCGGAAUUUCCACGCUUUUUACCAGCUUUUAGCAGGUGCGACAACCGAAGAGCGAGAGGCGUGGCAAUUGCCACCGAGUGCCGAGGCUUUUGACGUCCUGGGCAAUGAAGCCGCGACGAUUGAAGGCGUGGACGAUGCUGCGAACUUUCGCAUGGUCCGGAAAAAUAUGCUAGCGGUCGGUAUUACGAACGGCGAGCAGCACGAGAUUUUCCAGCAACUGUCGGCGAUUUUGUGGCUCGGGAACGUGCGGUUCAAGCAGACGGCCGACGAAGCGCACAAUCCUUGUGCGGCUAUUGAAACGGUGGAAGCACGAGCAGCGUUGGUCAAGGCGGCGGGGUUGAUGGGGAUUGACAAGGACAAACUCGAGGCGAUGUUGACGUUUCGCAUUGUGAAUAUUUACCGAGAAGAUCAGAAAGUGUUGUUUGAUGCGCGACAGGCGAAAAAAGUGUGCGACUCGAUCAUGCGCUCGCUGUAUGAGAAGAUUUUUGACUGGAUUGUGGCUCGGAUUAACAAGAACGUGACGUGCAAGAAGCGCGACAUUAACAACAGCAUUGGUAUCCUGGACAUUUACGGGUUCGAGAUCUUUGAAGUGAAUGCCUUCGAGCAGCUGUGCAUCAAUUAUGUGAACGAGAAACUGCAGCAGCUGUUUAUUAGUCAGACACUCGAGAGUGAACAAGAAGGGUACCACCGCGAAGGCCUGAGCUGGCAAAACAUUACAUUUUUCAAUAAUCAGGUAGUGUGCGACCUGAUUGAGGAUCCCAAACAGCACGGUAUCUUCCCACUGCUGGACGAGCAGUGUGCAAUUGCGCGCUUGUCCGAUCUUGAGCUUAUCGAACGGUACAACUGCGAGCACUCGAAGAACCCGCAUUACGUUGCGUCUCGCGUACGUGGGCCCAACUUCGGUAUCGUGCACUAUGCUGGCAAGGUCGAGUACGAUGUCACGCUCUUCUUUGAUGCCAACGUGGACACGUUCUUUAACGACCUGCAAGACGGCAUGGAACAGUCGUCGAACGCCUUUGUUCGUGAAGUGUCUCUCGAUACGCGCACGAAGGAGCAAACGCUGAAGCGCCCGCCUUCGACUUCGCAACAGUUUCGAACUCAAGUCGCGGAUUUGCUGAAAAAGCUGGAUGGCUGCAACCCGCACUACAUUCGUUGCAUCAAGCCAAACGAGGACAAGCGUCCGUUAGCUGUGAACAAAGAGCUUGUGGCGGAGCAAGUACGUUGUCUUGGUUUGGUGGAAAAUUUGAGUGUGCGUCGCCAGGGUUUCUGCUACAGUCAACCGUAUGGUCCGUUCAUCAAGCGGUACAGUUUCCUAUCGGAAUCGACCUGGCCAGCACCGGUUGCUCAUUCAUCUCGGAAAGCUGCCGUUGAUUUGCUCACGACUGUUGGACUUGGUGUAAGAGACCCGGACAACAAAAACGUGCUGCUUCCGUUCGAAGAGGAUUCUGACACGCUCGCGUGCUUCUCGCUCGGCCGCAACAAGCUUUUCUUGCGUCACCCACAAGCGUUGUCUGCGCUUGAGACCCUGCGCGAAGAGCGGAUUCCGGUUAUCGUCAGGAUUAUUGAGAAUGCUUGGCGUCGCUACAAGAAUCGUAUAUCACUUGGUGCUUUUCAAACUGCGUACAACCAGCUGUUGGCAGCGUAUGAUGUCGCGUGGAAGAAUUGCCAGGAUCGUCGAAAGCGCGUUCCGGGCUCCGCCAAAAAGGACAACGUUGCGCAGCUGUACUCAAAAUGGGAGACUGCGUCUGCUAAGUUGCUGUACAUCAACAACAGCCGCCUCGUAAAAAACCUUCAGAAAGAAGAGGAGCUCAACUCGGUUUUGUUCAUGCAGAGCUUUCUCCAGUCACGCACACAGCGUCGCAAGUUUCUGGAGCUCCGGAGAGCGCAAAUUGUGUUCAGCAAGCGCUACCGUGGUCUAAAGACGCGCAAGCAGCUUACGAAAGACAUGUGGAAAGCGUGCAAGAUUGCUCUGCUAGGUGUACGCACGGAGUUCGAGCGCUACUUGGGCAAGAAAAAACGUCGUCGCGAUUCACUGGAUCGCAUGUAUCAGGGCGAUUAUAUCGGUGUGAACAAGUACCCAGCGUACGCGGUAUUAAUCCAGGCUCAUACAGAUGGGAAACGAGGCGGCGGUCGUGGCCAAAAUGAAAAGUUGCUGUUUUUGGACACCGUGGAGAAGGUGAAUGAACGCUGGGCACAUCAGGCACGUGUGCUUAUGAUCAGCGAGAGCCGUGUGUUCAACCUGAAGGCUGACAAGAUCCAGCAACCGAAGGAACGACGUGUGUUUGAGCUUGCUCGUCUCACGAGCGUAGCCAUGAGCACCCAGCCGGAUAACUACCUGAUUAUGCGUGUAAAGGGCGAGAUUGACCUGAUGGUGCAGGUAUCCCAGAAGACAGAGGUGGUGCAAGCUCUGCGUAGCCGUAUAGAGAAGGCGUUUGGACGUGAGUUGCAAGUGGACUUUUCGGACGAAUUGGAUUUCUACGCGGCAAAGGGCAAACAACUCAAGGUCAAGUUUAUCUUUGACCGCUCGAUGAAGGACUCCGAAUGGAGCAAAGUAGACCGCCACACGAUGCUCGUCAAGGUCGGCAUUAUCUAA
This is a messenger RNA of Peronospora matthiolae, 3231 nucleotides long. Lineage: Eukaryota; Oomycota; Peronosporomycetes; Peronosporales; Peronosporaceae. The record is from the annotation of a GenBank genome assembly.